AUGGUGGAGUUUCAGCCGGGGACCCUGCUGUGGGUCAACUGCGAUGACGGGGAGUGGUGGCCCGCAGUUGUGCGGAAGAUGGACAACGAUUCGCUCCUCGUGGUGGGUGAAGGGUACGACAUAUGUGUUGAGUUUUACCACGACCCCGGAAACCUUUAUCCGGUGGACUUGGGAAACACCGGUGUUCGCGUGCUUCACAGAGCUGUGGAUGAACGGGAUGCGAUGGAGGAGGGUUUUUUCCGUGUGCAUGCAACACAAGAGGCCGUAAAAAGGGUCUUGCUAGAUGAUACUCACAGUGGUGGGGCACCAACGGAGGAGGAGCCCCCGCCGUACAGCCCGGAGGAGUUGCAGUGCAUGUCUGCCCUUCUUAAAUCGGUCAACCACGCAACUGCAUCUCAGCUAAGGAAGACGCUUUUGGCGCAAGAGGGGAUCGAUUUAUCCUCACGAAACAUCAGACAACGGAUAACUGAAAAGGAUCGGAGGCGUCGCAAGCGGCCGGCGCGGCAUUUGGAGGAAGCUGGACCGUCAUCUUAUGACGUCAAAGUGGUUCGUGAGGCCGAUUCCAACCCUAGGCCUGCCGAAGCGGUGGCGGUGGCGGUGCCGCUGGUAAGUGAUCCGGAGUGGACCUUUCAAGAAGCUUUUGAUCCUGCUGCAUUAGACAUAGUACGAAAGGAGGUUUUUGAAAACAAGGAACGCUGUGUACUUUCACCAUUGUACAGAUAUUUGGAUCUUUUGGGAGCCGUGGCUGUGGAUGGCAUUCCCGUGGAGACGACGUUGCCCACCCCGAGGGCAUUACAUGAGGUUCCAGGUGAGAGACUGUUAGAGUCUCGGCGUGUCUUGCUUGUUGCUCUUUCAGCCUCUUCCUUUGAGCAUACAAUGGGUUGGAUGGCUCCUUUUGAGUAUGAAGGCACUACCAUAGCCAUGACGCUUUUUGUGAAUGGGGCGGUAGUGAAGACUCCGUGUAACUCUUCGUUACCUUCAGGAAAGGAAGCUGUAGCUGUAAAAACCGCAACAGUAGCUGACAUAACAACACACGUGUUACACAAGGAUCUCUUUUCUCUUGCAGUUGGUUUUACUGGGUACAUUGAGGAUAUAUCGCUCUGGAAGGGUGUGAUUGCCGCUGUGUAUGUGGAUCUUAUUGAUAUGGAUACACUGGAGGACAGGAUUGUAUCCAAUUAUAAGGUACCACCUCGCCGUAAGAGCCGCGACGACGUCGUUGGAGUGCAGGUGAAGAUAACGUGUCCCAUCACGGCACUGCCGUUAAACACUCCCGUGCGAGGGUUUUUAUGCGAGCACAUGCAGUGUAUGGAACUACGCUCUCUCCUCAUGCACUGCGCGCGUACGAAUGUGUGGAAUUGUCCACUGUGCUGGGCGCCGACAACACCAGAGACAACUCUAGUUAACUACAGAUUAAAGGAGUGGUUGGAAACACACCAAACACAGUUGGACAAAGUGGAUUUUAUUAUCGAGACACCAACGGGCGUGCCUCUUCGUCCGGUAUGGAAGCGAAAAACUGCCAGAAAUGGUGCUGACGUCAUUGCUCUUGAAUAA
This is a messenger RNA of Trypanosoma rangeli, 1551 nucleotides long. RefSeq names its product lorien protein. The transcript has a single exon. The record is from RefSeq and is a predicted model, not a curated record. Gene Ontology annotation, biological process: protein sumoylation. The coding region runs from base 1 to 1551 and encodes 516 amino acids. NCBI's taxonomy places the organism in Eukaryota, Euglenozoa, Kinetoplastea, Trypanosomatida, Trypanosomatidae. Gene Ontology annotation, molecular function: SUMO ligase activity; zinc ion binding.